AUGCAGACCUUCCUUGCACGAACCACCGAUGUUGAUACUAGAGAAGUUUUGUCUGGUCGUCUGACUUGGGACAAUAUUCAGCGCGAAGCUACUGAAGCCCUCGUCAAGUAUCAAAAUGACGGUAAAACAUGGCGACACCCUUUUCAGACUGCGGGGAGGGCAUUCUCGAGUGUCUGGAGUCGGCUAGAGUUUCUGCUUGAGCUACUCCCAAACGGCGAUUAUGGAUCCCUGUUAUGUGGUGGGCUGAGACUGGUUUUUAACUUGCGAAUGAUAGGCAGCGAAAAGAAUGCACGCAAUUCGGGAAUCCGUUAUUAA
Penicillium angulare is the source of this 315-nucleotide messenger RNA. RefSeq lists its product as uncharacterized. Bases 1 to 315 code for a protein of 104 amino acids. The record is from RefSeq and is a predicted model, not a curated record. NCBI's taxonomy places the organism in Eukaryota, Fungi, Ascomycota, Eurotiomycetes, Eurotiales, Aspergillaceae. The transcript has 2 exons.